AUGGCAGAUCUUAAACGUACUAUUUCAUAUCUUCCACCUAAGGAGUUGGAAUUGGUUCAGAGUGCUCUAAAUCUAGCUUUUGAGGCACAUGAUGGUCAAAAAAGAAGAAGUGGAGAGCCCUUUAUUAUUCAUCCUGUUGAAGUUGCACGAAUACUUGGAGAGCUUGAGUUGGAUUGGGAGUCAAUUGCUGCUGGUUUGCUACAUGACACAGUUGAGGAUACAAAUGUUGUUACUUUUGAAAGAAUAGAGAAGGAAUUUGGUCCUACUGUUCGCCACAUUGUAGAAGGAGAGACUAAGGUCUCCAAACUGGGAAAACUGAAGUGUAAGAAUGAAAACCAUUCUGUACAAGAUGUGAAAGCAGAUGAUCUCCGGCAAAUGUUCCUUGCCAUGACUGAGGAGGUCCGUGUUAUCAUCGUAAAAUUAGCUGACAGAUUGCAUAAUAUGCGCACUCUUUCCUACAUGCCUCCUCAUAAGCAGUCCAGCAUUGCCAUGGAGACAUUACAAGUAUUUGCUCCUCUGGCAAAACUGCUAGGGAUGUACCAAAUCAAGUCUGAACUUGAAAACUUAUCCUUCAAGUACACAAAUCCUCAAGAUUAUGCUAAAGUCAAGAGAAGAGUUGCAGAACUCCGUAAGGAACAUGAGAAGGAAAUCAGAGAGGCAAACAAAAUUUUGGUGAAGAAGAUAGAGGAUGAUCAGUUCCUAGACCUUAUGACAGUGGAAACUGAAGUUCAAUCUGUGUGUAAGGAGCCUUACAGCAUCUAUAAAGCUGUACUUAAAUCUAAUGGUUCAAUAAAUGAGGUCAACCAAAUUGCUCAGCUUCGAAUCAUUAUAAAACCAAAGCCAUGCAUUGGAGUUGGACCUUUAUGCAGUGCGCAGCAGAUCUGUUACCAUGUUCUUGGGUUAGUACAUGGAAUUUGGACUCCUAUUCCUCGAUCUAUGAAAGAUUAUAUUGCAACUCCCAAACCUAAUGGUUAUCAGAGUCUUCAUACCACUGUAAUCCCAUUUCUUUAUGAGAGCAUGUUUCAGCUGGAAGUUCAGAUAAGAACUGAAGAGAUGGAUCUGAUCGCUGAGAGAGGCAUUGCCGCUCAUUACAGUGGAAAAGGGUUAGUUACGGGUUUAGUUGGACAUGCAAUGCCUAGUGGUAAAAUUUCAAGAGGGAAAACAGUCUGUCUUAAUAAUGCAAACGUUGCCCUCAGGAUUGGUUGGCUCAAUGCAAUUAGAGAGUGGCAGGAGGAAUUUGUUGGAAACAUGAGCUCAAGAGAAUUUGUGGACACUAUCACCAGAGAUCUUCUAGGUAGCCGUGUCUUUGUAUUUACACCAAGGGGAGAGAUUAAAAACCUGCCAAAGGGGGCAACGGUUAUUGACUAUGCUUAUAUGAUACACACUGAAAUUGGGAACAAGAUGGUUGCUGCCAAGGUCAAUGGUAAUCUUGUUUCUCCUUUGCAUGUACUUGCAAAUGCUGAAGUCGUGGAGAUAAUAACUUAUAAUAUCCUCAAGCAAGAUGGAAAUGUCGAUCAGCUAGGUGCUUCAGUGCAGCUCACUACCUUCCUUGUUUCCCAGGCACUCUCCAGCAAAUCAGCAUUCCAGAGACACAAGCAGUGGUUGCAGCAUGCGAAAACACGGAGUGCUAGACACAAAAUUAUGAAAUUUUUGAGAGAGCAGGCUGCACUAUCAGCAACUGAAAUAACAGCUGAUUCGGUAAAUGAAUUUGUUGCGGAUCAUGAAGGUGAUAGCAAGGCAGAAGAGCUCACAGAUUAUCCUAAAGGAAGCAAAUACACCUGGGAAAAGAUCCUGACUAGUGUUGUGGGUAUAUCAUCUUCAAAGUUAGGCGGAAAAGAUAUUUUCCAAAUACAAAAUGGUAGCAUCCAGAUUCCCAAGGUAAAUGGGAAAUCUAACAAGCAUAUGCAGCAUGUGAGUUUGAAGGCCGAAGGAGAGAUGUUAUCUCAAGGAAAUGGUGUUUCUAAGAUGAUUCUUGCUAAUAUUCCUAUGUACAAGGAAGUCUUGCCUGGUCUGGAGAGCUGGCAAGCUGGCAAGAUUGCAUCGUGGCAUGAUCUUGAAGGACACUUUAUCCAGUGGUUGUGUCUAGUGUGCAUAGAUCGAAGAGGCAUUAUGGCUGAUAUCACUGCCGCUUUGGCCACAGUAGGCAUUACAAUAUGUGCUUGUGCGGCAGAGAUGGACAGAGGGAGGGGAAUAGCAGUUGAUGCUUGUUCACGGGUCGACUCAAUAAUUGGUGUUUUGGGAUGGUCCACGGGUUGUAGCUGGCCUAGCUCCAUCGAAAGCCAACAGUUUCUAGAGUGCUGA
Molecule: messenger RNA, 2301 nt
Organism: Thlaspi arvense
Lineage: Eukaryota; Viridiplantae; Streptophyta; Magnoliopsida; Brassicales; Brassicaceae
Source: the annotation of a GenBank genome assembly